Molecule: messenger RNA, 2853 nt
Organism: Caretta caretta (loggerhead turtle)
Lineage: Eukaryota; Metazoa; Chordata; Testudines; Cheloniidae
Gene: GJA4
Product: gap junction protein alpha 4
Biological process (GO): cell-cell signaling
Cellular component (GO): connexin complex
Molecular function (GO): gap junction channel activity
Source: RefSeq, a predicted model, not a curated record
GUUUCCUCCUUCUCUCUAACAGUCUCAGGGAUUCGGUGGGAGCAACAGCCUCCUGCGUAAAGAGCCACAGGUUGUAACCCCCUUGCCCCACCUGGGGCAGAGCAUUUGAUUCCCAGCCUGUGGGCCAGCAGGGAGCCUGGGCCUGAAGUCACCCAGUUGUGCCUGGCUUCGCACAAGACCCCCUAGAAGAUGGGGGACUGGGGCUUCCUGGAGAAGCUGCUGGACCAGGUCCAGGAGCACUCAACAGUGAUUGGGAAGAUCUGGCUGACCGUGCUGUUCAUCUUCAGGAUCCUUAUCCUGGGCCUGGCCGGGGAAUCAGUAUGGGGGGACGAGCAGUCGGAUUUCCUGUGCAACACCAAGCAGCCGGGCUGUGUCAACGUGUGCUACGACAAGGCCUUCCCCAUCUCCCACAUCCGCUACUGGGUGCUGCAGUUCCUCUUCGUCAGCACCCCCACCCUGGUCUACCUGGGCCACGUCAUCUACCUCUCAGGGCGGGAGGAGAAGCUGAAGCAGCGGGAGAGCGAGCUCCGGGCGGCGCAGAUCAAAGACUUGAAGGUGGAGCAGGCUCUGGUGGUGGUGCAGAAGAAGAUGUCCAAGAUCUGCGUGGCGGAGGACGGCCACAUCAAGAUCCGUGGCUCCCUGAUGUGGACCUAUGUCAUCAGCGUGAUCUGCAAGAGCAUCUUCGAGGCUGGCUUCCUCUUAGGCCAGUGGUACCUGUAUGGUUUCUUCAUGCCACCCAUCUUCGUGUGUGAGAGGGCCCCCUGCCCCCACAAGGUGGACUGCUUUGUCUCCCGCCCCACUGAGAAGACUAUCUUCAUCAUCUUCAUGAUGGUGGUGGGCAUGAUCUCCCUGGGCCUCAACCUCCUGGAACUCUUCCACCUCUGCUGCAAGAACCUGCUCAGCAGCGUGAGGAAGGCCUCCUCCUCUCCCAGCCCAGCUGUGGACAUAGACUCCUUCCCAGACAGCAAGCAAUGCCAUUACCUCCCCCUGAGCGAGAGCCACUCCCCUCCCUACCUGGCCUACAACAAGCUGUCGAGCGAGCAGAACUGGGCCAACUUCAACACCGAGGAGAACCUGGCUCUGCGCAGUGGCAACAAGCCCUCCCCUGAGUCCUACGCCCCAGGAGCCCAGCCCCUGCAGGAGAGGCAGGCCAGCCGGCCUGGCAGCUCUGCUUCCAAGAAACAGUACGUCUAGGAGAGCACUGAAACCAAGCUGCUGUGUCUCGGGGGUAUCCUUUGGCCAUUGAACGAGGGGACACUCUGGUUCUUGGGCAUCUUGGCCAUAGGACCUGUUUGCUAUAGAGGCUUUAAAAACAAAACCAAACCCCAAAAGCUCCUGUUGGCGACCCACUUUGGUUAACUAGCAGGCACCUCCUGCUCUCCACUGUUCAUUGUGUGUCUGUGUAUUUAAAGUGUGGGUGCCGUAGAUGUGCUUUCAGGUAUGUGCACCUCUCUGCAGACUGGUCUUGCCAUAGGACGUGCACGUGGCUCAAUUGCAUGUUGCAUUGUAGCCAGCUGGCUGAAGUUUACAGGGUGUGAGGACCCUUCCUACCAUUCUGCUGGCAAAACGUACCUCAGGCUCCCUUAGGGAGGGUUAUUCUCUGGUGCCUUUGUCUGUACAAAAGACCCUAAGUAACCGAUGUCACGUGAUACCAAUACAUUCGCCUUUCUCCAGCUGCAGUCCCGGGAGAGCUGUUGCUUUCUUUUUUUAAACUGUGUAGACAUGGAAACCAAACAAAAUCCCUUCUUCAGCUACAGAAGCAUCUUCAGUGGAAAGCUGCCUGGGAUAUUAUGCAGCUUGCGUUCAAAUCCAAGGUGCUUUGCCUUGGGGUGGACCAGCGACUGCGUCUUUGGGGCAAUAUGUGGGGAAAUAUCCUUACUAUAACUAGGGGAGAUUUCCCUUUCCUGCUCAAUGGUUUCCAUCAGCUCUGAUCAGAGCUGUGCUUUGUAACCUAAACUCUAAAUCUCUCUAGCCAAGACCUUUAAUUCCGAACCGGUGGAGUUAAUCUGGCUCAGCCUAGGUCAACAAUUUGUCCUUCUAAAGGAGGCAGUGGGGGAAGCCUAUUUGCCUCUGAGAUCUUAGCAGCUGCAGGCGUUUGGCACCAGCCUAGAAAUUCCAUUGGGCAGCUUGCUGUAAGAAUUAAUGUGGGGUUGGGGGCACUGGAGUGCCAAUCAAAGCAGCUGGUCCUGCUCAUCGACCAAACAUCUCUUCUUCUGGGUCACCUGACAAAAUAAUCCCAACAUCUAGAUCUUGCCACACCAAGUUGAAUGACUCAGUAGCUUAUCCGACCAAGCUGAGGUGCCUGCCCAGGGUGAGGAAACUCUGAUGCACUAAGGAAAGGACGUAUCACAGGACUUAACACCUACUCCCCUGAGUUCUGUUGCCCCAGAGCAAAGUUAUAAGCACUGUUCCCCAUGUAUGUUCAGAGUAACUUGCUGUCCAUGUGUUUAUAGGUGUAAGGGAUCCCCAUGGGUAGCUCCAGUAACAGCCCUGGUCCUCUGCCCCAGGUGGCCUCAUUUCUGAGGCACAGAUUUCCAUUGGUUAAUUUUUAUUUUUAUUUUUAACCUGCUGGUCUGACUUUAAAAGGACUGCGGCUUCAAAGCCCAGUAUUUGCCACUGGCUCUGUUAAGCUGUCGGUUGGCUCGUGCUAAGUGCGAGUGUUCACUUCCCAGCUGCUUUACAGGGAUCCCACUGUGUGCUCAAUUCUCCUGGGAAUGAGGGCCUUCAUGUGUGGAGUGUGAGCACAGGGCCUCUGCCGGAAUGGGGCUGCCCACAGAUUCAGCCAGGGUGGAGGGGAGCCUGGCUGUUGUAAGUGAAUUGCCCCAUUCAGAGACCUAGAACCACUUUGGGGGA